Magallana angulata is the source of this 1776-nucleotide messenger RNA. Its product is annotated as monocarboxylate transporter 13-like. Gene Ontology annotation, biological process: transmembrane transport. Gene Ontology annotation, molecular function: transmembrane transporter activity. NCBI's taxonomy places the organism in Eukaryota, Metazoa, Mollusca, Bivalvia, Ostreida, Ostreidae. The coding region runs from base 114 to 1676 and encodes 520 amino acids. The record is from RefSeq and is a predicted model, not a curated record. The transcript has 6 exons.
AGAUCAUGAAUGUGUGCCAGUUGUGAAUUUCAUACGGAGCACGAUAUACAAAAAGUGUUCGGAUAGUGCCAAAAGGAAGUAAAGAGGUACCAUGCGUAUGGCAAAUUUUGAAAAUGGCAACAAAAAAUGCAGAAAAGAGUGAUGAAGAUCUUAAAGAGAAAAGUCGGGCUAUCAUGAAACACUUCAAGAGGUCUAGUGAUCCAGAUUCCUCGCACAACUCGAAGGCUGAAAAGAGACGAGGGCAUCCGAUAGACAAGGGUUACGCUUGGGUUGUUUUAGUGGCUUGUUGUGUUGCCGUUUUUCUCAUCACUGGAACCUUCAAGUCUUUUGGGGUUUUGUACGUCGAACUUAUCACAGUGUUUCAUAGCAACGCCACAAUGACAUCUGUCGUUCAAGGAUUACUUAUAUUCAUGUAUAGUUUUGGAUCGGUGUUUGUCUGUCUCUUUGGUCUGCGAUUGUUUCCAUCUCGUACAUGGGUUAUCAUUGGCGGUAUCUUCUACUUCUGUGGAUUUCUUACAAGCAGCUUUGCAGAAUCGGUGGAAUUCUUAUUCUUCAGCUAUAGUUGUUUAAUUGGUGCAGGGAUGGCGCUUUCAUUUUCUCCCAUUAUAGUCACUGUGGGGACAUACUUUGAUGAGAAAAAAGGGUUUGCGAGUGGACUACUAAUGUCAAGUGGAAGUCUAGGUGCUCUGGUGAUGGCUCCAUUUUUACGGGUACUGUUAAACCUGUAUUCGGUUGAAGGUGCUCUCUUAAUAAUAGCGGCCGUUGCCAGUCAUAUCAUUGCUUGUGGGCUGUUGCUCCGUCCUACUCCAUUUUACACAGGAAAGAGAAACAAAGCUAGCUAUGAGUCCGAUUGUUCAUCCACAGAGGAACAAGGGCCGUUAGUAGAUUCUCUGACCAGGGACAGCGAUCAAUUUGAUCGACUCUAUUCAUCUGAUCCCAACAUUGUUCUUAAGAAUGGGCAUUUUCAGCAAGUGGAUUGCCCAAAACGGAGAACGAGUAAUGAAGUCGUUUCUGUGUUUCAGCCAAAUGACUCCAAAGGGCGUAGUCUGAAUUUUGAACGUCAGGGGUCAGCUGUAGUGAAUUCCACAAUUGGUAGGAAAAGGAUAUUUAACAUCAAGAUAUUCAAAAACACGUCGUAUUUACGACUUCUGUUUGCAUACACCAUUGGCUUUAUAGGCACUUCUCUCCCACAAGGCUAUUUACCUGCAUUUGCAAUGGAACAAGGAACAGACAGAACAGAUGCCGCCUGGCUUAUAACCAUCAGCAGCUUUGCUGACUUAUUAGGACGAAUUACCAUCGGUUGGAUCUCCGACAAAAAACGGAUCAAGCGUAUUUAUUUGAUUGCCAUCAGUAUGGUCGUUAGUGGUGUUGUUCAGUGUUUAUCUCCCUUUUACAAAAAUUAUUUGAGUCUCGUGUUCUUUAGCAUGGUCUAUGGGUUCUUUUCAAACUUUAUAUCGGCCCUGUAUUUCCCCGCACUGCUGGACAUUCUGGGACUUGACGAUUUCCGGUGCGCUCUCAGUGUUUUGUACGUUGGCUAUGGUAUCAUUAGCGGCUGCGCUGCGCCAUUUAUCGGUGACCUAAAGGACAAGUCCGGAACCUAUGUAACGUGCUUUUAUCUGUUUGGGGCAGCUCAUAUAAUCUCCUCGGCUGUAUUAUUUUCUGAAUGUUUGUCAUGAAGAUUAUUUAUGAAUGGAAAUACCGGGUAUAUAUAUAUUUUUUAAUUAAAUGGUCAGUUUUGUAAUUUAUUUUGUACGUGGAAUAAAAUUAUGAAUAAAA